AUGUGGGAGAGGGCAGCGAAGGGGGUGUCUCCUGCUGCCCAGAAAAGAAAGAUCGUUCCCAAUGGACCUACCGCAAAGAGGAAAUCUUCGUCCAGCAGCGAUGACAGCUCCAGUGAGGAAGAUGAGACACCACCAGCCAAGAAACCAGCCACUGCACCCAAGGUGAAAGCCCCUCCUCCUGCCAAGAAGGCAGAGAGCAGCAGUGAGGAUUCCAGUGAGGAUUCAGACUCUGAGGAGGAGAAGCAGCCAGCAAAGAAGGGAACAAAACCACCAGUGAAGCCAGCUGGCACCAAAAUCCAGCCUCAGAAGAAAGCAGAGAGCUCCAGCUCUGACUCAAGCAGCUCAGAUGAGGAAGCACCAAAGAAACAUCCAUCAAAACCAGUGACACCUAAGUCAGGAAGUAAACCUGCCCAGGUAACUACCAAGCUCGUCAAUGGAAAAGCAGCAAGCAGUAGCAGCAGUAGUGAAGAUUCUGAUGAGGAGAAGGCUGCCCCGAAGAAGACUCUUCCUAAGAAAUCGCCUGUAGCCAAACCUGCAGCCCCUCAAGCUUGCCCAGGCAAAACCAAACCUGCCAAGGCAAAUUCCAGUAGUGAGGACUCUUCUGACAGCUCGGAGGACGACAAGCCAGCCUCAAAGCAAAAGCCAAAGUCUGGUCCAUACAGUGCUGUGCCACCUCCUCAAGCUGCACAGCCGAAGAAAGGCCUUGCCAAGGCUCCUGCAAAAGGGGCUGAGAGCAGUGACUCCUCAGACAGCAGUGAUGAGGCAGAGCAGGUGCCCACAAAGGGAGGAGCAGGCAAAGCAGUGGCAGCUAAAACGGUUCCUGGUGCCAAAAACAAAGCUGUGGCAGCCAAGAAGGCCGAAUCCAGUUCAGACAGUGACUCAGAUUCUAGCUCUGAGGAAGACAAGAAAGUAGGGGGAAAGCUCCCUGCUAAACAACCUGCGGUAAAGAAUCCUUCUAAACCAGCAAAGGUAGCUGCCAAGCCUGCGCCAGCAAAAAAAGACUCCAGCUCCUCCUCGGACAGCUCAGAUUCUGACAGCUCUGAAAAUAAGGCCCCUGUGAAGCCUGCAGCUAAAGCAGCACCCCCUGCCACCAAGAAGCCACAAGCUGUUGCAAAGAAAGCACAAAGUAGCUCUGAUUCAGAUAGUAGCUCCAGCAGCUCUGAGGAUGAGAAAAAGAAGAAAGCCCCUCCAGCUAAAUUAACUGGCAAAGCAGGUAAGCCAGUGUCCAAACCUCGCACCCCAGCUCCUGAAGCCAGCUCGUCAGACUCUGAUAGCUCAAGCAGUGAGGAAGAAAAGAAGCCAGCAGCGAAACCUGUCACCAAAUCUGCAGGGGCCACAAAAGCACCUGUGGGGAAGAAGGUGGCUGCUGCUAACAGUAGUAGUAGCUCAUCUGAUAGUUCCAGUGAAGCAGAUGAGAAGCCCAAAAAGGCAGGGAAAGGGGUGCUGAAUGGUUCUUAUAGCACUGCUUCCACAGAGAAAGCAAAAGCUUUAUCUACACCAGCAGCAAAUAAGAUGAAGUCCAAACCAGCUGAUGGCAGCAGUAGCAGCAGUGAAAGCAGCUCUGAAGAAGAGACUGGAAAAGCAAACGGAGGCAUGAUCCAGAAGAAACGGAAGAGGGACGAUAUCCAGGAGCUAGAGACACCAGAUACUAAAAAGACAAAGAUCAAAGCCAAAACACCAAACACGUUUCCCAGGGUGAAACAGCCAUCCUCUCCAUUCCGGCGAGUAAGAGAAGAAGAGAUUGAGGUGGAUGCCCGUGUUGCUGAUAACUCGUUUGAUGCAAAGAAAGGAGCUGCUGGUGACUGGGGUGAGAAGGCUAACAACAUCCUGAAGUUCACCAAAGGCAAAUCUUUUCGUCAUGAGAAGACAAAGAAAAAACGGGGCAGCUACUGUGGGGGCACUAUAUCAACCCAAGUCAACUCCAUCAAGUUUGAAAGUGACUGAGAAUGUCUCCUUGGGAAUUAAUAAACCGUCCGCUCACCAGACUCACUUGGAUGGGCAUGUGAACGUUAUGGACACCAAUCCUGUCUGGAAUAUUAUCUCCCCCAGCUCCAUGUGGGACAGGCAGCUCCAACAUGGGGAUGUGGGAGAAUGAUUGGACAUUUCCCCCAUUUAUUUCUGGCUCUUUCUGGUUUAGACCCCUAAUAGGGACCCCU
Messenger RNA from Tinamus guttatus (white-throated tinamou), 2156 nucleotides. Lineage: Eukaryota; Metazoa; Chordata; Aves; Tinamiformes; Tinamidae. The record is from RefSeq and is a predicted model, not a curated record.